UAUAGGCCUCCCCAAUGAGAAAGGCCUGGCGCCUCGGCGACCAUGACAGUCGCGCGCGCCCCUCGUUCGCCGUAAUCAAACAAACAAUUUCUUUCAAUCAAAUACGAUUCAAACUAUCAAUUACUUGUGCAUUUUAACCGACGGUUUGGCUUCACGGCCAUAUUUCAUUCAAGCUGGCGAAGGCAUGGUGGAAAGAACCAGAUACUGGAGUGCCGGCGGGCGCGCGCGAAGGCUGCGCGGCAGCACGCAUGUGGCGUGCGGCAUGCAGCGUGUUGGUAUGCCCCGAUGCUGAUGCCGCUUGGACCCGCAUCUCUGAUACUGCGCCACCAGACACUGUUUGGCACUCCUUACGCAACUGCGUUGCAUAUCAAGCUGGGGUAUGGCAAAACUUGCUAGCAAAAGGCAUAGAUGAUGUAAUCCAACCUGCGGCGUUUAAAUUGGCUAUAGUAUUGAGACAUACACCUACAGAUCUCACCGUACGCCUGUUGGCAGAUUUAUUACGCCUUCAUCCACAAUCUCAAGACCUGACCUCAUACGUGCUGGCGCUGCUGACAGACGACGAGGCGGCAUGGUGUGGAGCGUGUGGUGCGGGCUCGCCGGGCGGCGGUACGCCGGGCCCGGCGCCACUGAGAGACCUGCAGCUAUUUGGAGAUUGCGAGCUUUCCAUCCUCGCAGCCAGUCGCGAGGAGUACGAGGCCCAUGCUAAGCUGGUCCGUGCAGAGUACGCAGCAAUGAGCAAUAAGAACUACGUGGAACUAAGGAUUAAGGUCCUAAACCAGUUCUCACAGAUCCCUAAGCUAUAUCACACACCAGAGUUCGAGUUCCUUGAGCCGCUUGCUCGUGAAAACAUUGAACGAGAAAUUUGCACUCUACGUGAACACCUGCUCACAGGUCAACAGGAGUAAACUCGAACGAAGACCAAGAUGAGGCACAAAAUGUCUUGAAUUAGUCCAAGCUAGCAAACAAUAGAUGCUAAUAUUUACGAUUGGAAGGCAUGGCAUGCCAGAUUACUGCCCGCUCCACACUCGCGUUCGACCCUACGCGUCGCGAUUCGCGCACGAGUGUGUAGGGGGCUUUAGACACAUUUCGUUGCGCUGAAGGCUAUGUUCGUGUUCGUGAAAACGCAUUUUUAUGAUAGUGAUCAAGCCAAUCAGACAAGUAGCGGCGCAAUUAAUGUUCAAUAAUGAUGAAAAUAAAACAUAUUAUGUACUUACAACAUUCCAUGCUUCAACAAAUGCGACUGCAGAACCAAGUUGUGAAAUCGCGUAUGAAGCUAAGACUGGCACUGGCACACUUAGGUAACCAGAGGUUUCCAAGUCAAGAUCUUUUGAUCCGAGGGCCACGAUCAUGGAAGGACGCUUCUUUUUCUCGGGUCAAAUGGAUGGACUUUGGGGCUUUUCGCGAUGCGAAUUGGCACGUUAGCGAGCCAGAUGCGGCCCCUGCGCCUUAGUUUGGAUUGGAGACCAAUGUUAUAUAGGUACAUAGAUAUCCUGUAUUUAUUACAUUUCCAAUUUACGAAAUUACAAUUACAUACCUGUUGUUGAAUUGCAUACUUAUUUACAUUACAUAUAUAAAAUAGUAAGUUCAAGUUUAUCGAGUAGGUACAUACUCAUGACUAAAUAAUGUACGAGUAUUACGCGUUUAACGUACUUUUAAUAAGUUAACCGACUUUGAAAUUGCCCUGAUUUGUUGCAAAAAAGAUGUUCAGCUGCCAUUGCUGCGUUCUAGAUGUAAAUCAGUUGAUAAAUUCGUACUUUAUAGAUUGUUCUUAAUAGCGUAAUAUACAUUUAACAAAAAGCUGUUU
This is a messenger RNA of Cydia splendana, 1804 nucleotides long. RefSeq lists its product as uncharacterized. The transcript is spliced from 6 exons. Bases 249 to 905 code for a protein of 218 amino acids. NCBI's taxonomy places the organism in Eukaryota, Metazoa, Arthropoda, Insecta, Lepidoptera, Tortricidae. The record is from RefSeq and is a predicted model, not a curated record.